CCGUCAGUUUAUUUCUUUAAUCACUGGUCGGCAAUGAGUACAUAACAUUUGAGUAACAUGAUUGUUUUUUAAAGUGGCAGACUAAAAUGUUAUUUAAGUGUGUUAUUUUAUUUUUUUAUCUGAUAAAACAUUUCAAUAUUUUGUGUAAUUUUUUUUUUUUUUUUUUUUAGAUGUUUUAGAAUAUUUCUCCUGUUGACGUUUAUCAGCUGUUUAUUAUAAGGCCAAUAAGAUUCUUUGUAGUGUUCCUAGCUAACCAAUAGGAAAUUGACAAAUACAGAGAAGUUUCUGAAAAUAUCAACAGAAUGCUCUUGGGAUCGUCGGUGUAAAUCCACAGUGUUAACCUAUCCAUCAAAUGUAUGAUGGAAGUCCUGAAUAUGCCUGUGACACUAAUUGUUAAGGCUCCAAAUCAGCAAGUGGAGGAUUUAACGAUCGAGUGUGAACUGAACUGGACUAUUCGUAGGUUAAAGAACUACCUUGCAGAAGUGUAUCCCAGCAAACCGCGCACGGAGGAUCAGAAGCUGAUCUACUCUGGCAAGCUGCUGCCGGACGGAGCGGCUCUGAAGGACGUGCUGCGUUCCUUCGAGGGCCAGACGGCUCACACGCUGCACCUCGUCUGUGCCACCCCCAGGGACGGCUACCGGCGCCCUGCCCCAGAGCCACCCAGGAUGCAGGCGGUGCCCGCGCGCAGCUCAGACGUCGACGAGGUGCGUCGCAGGGGCAGCGCGGCGGAGGGCUCGACGCUCCCGGACCCGCAGGCGGCCUGGGCAGCGGCGAUGGGGCCCUCCGACCCCAGCAGCGUGGCCCAGCAGCUCGCCUGGAUGCAGCAGGCCUACGCCAACUACAUGAUGCAGUACAUGCAGCUGAUGGCAUCAGCGGCGUCUCCUCAGGAUGGCCUGGCUGCUGCAGCCGCCAUCCCUCCCUCCUUCACCUUCCAGCCCCCACCGGCCACGGAGCAGCCCCCAGCCGCCCCCAACAACCCCGAGCGCGUGGCUGCGCCCCUCGACAACAACCCCCCAGACGGAGAGGAUGACGACGGCCGGGGGAACCGCGACUGGCUGGACUGGUUCUACCUGCUGAGCCGCAUGGGGGUGCUUCUCAGCAUCGUCUACUUCUACUCGUCUCCCACUCGCUUCUUCAUGGUAGCCAUGCUCGCCGUCAUCAUGUACAUGUACCACCGGGGGUUCCUGCAGGUGCAGGCGGCACGGCGCGCGGCCGACAACAACAACGUGCCGGCGCCGGCGCCGGACGAGGACGCGGCCAGCGGCUCCGACAGCGACUCCGCGUCGGGCGCUCCCCAGCAGCCUGAGCGGCCGUCCCUGCUCGCCCUCGCCUGGACCUUCUUCAGCAGCUUCUUCGCGUCGCUGAUCCCCGAGCAGCCGGGCGUGCUCUGAGCCCCCCUCGCUUCCGCACAUUCACUUCACCAGACUCUUGUAUAGUCGUGUUUUUAUUGUUAGCACCGGCAUUGAAAACCAAAGCUAAAGACUUUAAUUGUGUAAAUACUCUUGAAAGAAUUUAAGUGUAUAGUACAAAGUACAAAUAAAUAUACAUAUUACAAUUA
Bacillus rossius redtenbacheri is the source of this 1558-nucleotide messenger RNA. RefSeq names its product homocysteine-responsive endoplasmic reticulum-resident ubiquitin-like domain member 2 protein (gene Herp). The coding region runs from base 357 to 1391 and encodes 344 amino acids. The record is from RefSeq and is a predicted model, not a curated record. The transcript has 7 exons. Gene Ontology annotation, molecular function: protein binding. NCBI's taxonomy places the organism in Eukaryota, Metazoa, Arthropoda, Insecta, Phasmatodea, Bacillidae. Gene Ontology annotation, biological process: endoplasmic reticulum unfolded protein response.